This is a messenger RNA of Ochotona curzoniae (black-lipped pika), 2506 nucleotides long. It is a transcript of the gene PEX16, whose product is annotated as peroxisomal biogenesis factor 16. Bases 192 to 1229 code for a protein of 345 amino acids. The record is from RefSeq and is a predicted model, not a curated record. Lineage: Eukaryota; Metazoa; Chordata; Mammalia; Lagomorpha; Ochotonidae. The transcript has 11 exons. Gene Ontology annotation, cellular component: peroxisomal membrane. Gene Ontology annotation, biological process: peroxisome organization.
GGCGGCCGGGGCCCGCCGGGUGGGAGGUGACUGCGGAGAUGGGGUGAAGGGGGUGGUUCCGAGGCGUCGGCGUCCCGCGGGCCCGCGGAAGUCAGGCCGCCGAGAGGCGGGCCUCGGGCCGGAAGCCGGAAGGAGGACGCCGCCGCCCCGUCGCACGGCAGGUCCGUGGAGCCGUCGGUGCCGAGGGCGGCAUGGAGAAGCUGCGGCUCCUGGGCCUCCGCUACCAGGAGUACGUGACUCGUCACCCGGCCGCCACGGCCCAGCUGGAGACGGCGGUGCGGGGCUUCAGUUACCUGCUGGCAGGUCGCUUCGCCGAUUCGCAUGAGUUGUCGGAGCUGGUGUACUCUGCCUCCAACCUGCUCGUCCUGCUCAAUGAUGGCAUCCUGAGGAAGGAGCUCCGCAAGAAGUUGCCUGGGUCACUGACACAGCAGAAGCUCCUGACAUGGCUGAGCGUGCUGGAGUGCGUGGAGGUGUUCAUGGAGAUGGGGGCUGCAAAGGUGUGGGGCGAAGUGGGACGAUGGCUGGUCAUUGCCCUCAUCCAGCUGGCCAAUCCUGCAUUCCCUCCCCAACCCAGAGCUGUCCUGCGGAUGUUCAUGCUGAUCUGGUUCAAGUCCGGCCUCCAGACCUCACCCCCCAUCAUCCCACUGGACAGAGAGGCCCAGGCCCAGGCCCCAGAUGGUGACCACAGCCCUGGCAGCCAGGAGCAGGCAUACGUUGGGAAGCGGUCAAACCGAGUUGUGCGAACCCUCCAGAACACUCCGUCCCUGCAUUCAAGACACUGGGGAUCCCCCCAGCAGCUGCAGGAACGGCGGCAGCAACAGCAGCCCGAGGAGCCGAGCACCCCGCCCACCCCGCUGGGGCUGCGGGAGACUGUCGCCGAGUCCUUGUACAUCGCCCGGCCCCUGCUGCACCUGCUCAGCCUGGGCUUGUGGGGUCAGCGGUCGUGGGCGCCCUGGCUGCUCUCGGGAGUUGUAGAUGUGACCAGCCUCAGCCUCCUGAGUGACAGGAAGGGUCUGAGCCGGCGGGAGCGGCUGGAGCUGCGGCGGCGGACCAUCCUGCUGCUCUACUACCUGCUGCGUUCCCCGUUCUAUGACCGCUUCUCCGAGGCCAAGAUCCUCUUCCUGCUUCAGCUGCUGACCGACCACGUCCCUGGCAUCGGCCUGGUAGCAAGGCCACUCAUGGAGUACUUGCCCACCUGGCAGAAAAUCUACUUUUACAGCUGGGGCUGACAGGUUCCGGGGCAGCGACGGCCAAGGGCGGCCUGCACUGCUGCUCCCGGCCAGGGGUGCCCUGGGGCCCUCUUCCCUAAUAAAACUGACUGGCUCUGUCCAAGCAUGUGGCCUCUCUGUGCCCACUGCCCAAGGCUCCAGGCCCCUCCCGCGGCCAGCCUCUGCACACAUGCCCACUCACCAGCAGCACUGCCAGCCCCUGCUAACCCCAUCCUGCGCUGUGGAGAUGGGGUCACUGGUGGCAGCCACAGGAGUCAGCAAACUUCUCUCGUUGCUCCCUGCUGAUGGACGGGCUGAGCCGGGGUGAUGGAGGACGAUAGCCCAGCCUGCUUUGUGGCCUGGGCCUGUGCCUGCCCCAGCCUCUGCAGGGCCCAGCUGCCCUGAGGUGGUGCAACCCAGCUCCAGGGCAUUGACUGUAAGCCCGGAGUCCCCAGUUGUGAGUAAAAGGGUCUCCCUGCCCCUAGGGAAGGGGUGACCGGGUUCAACAUGGAGGAGAGGGGAACCCGAAAGGCUCUGAGACAAAGUGGGGUGCACAAUUGGGGCUUGUGCAACUCAGGGACUCCCGAGUGCCACACCUGCCUGGAUCUGUGCCAGCCUCUGCAAGAGGACAGUCCAGGACUGUGGGCCAGAGGCCUGAGGUGGCUGGUGGGCUGCCCCGACAUCCUGGAGGGCUUUGGCUGUACUUCUGUUCCCUGGGCCUCACCUCUUUCCAAGGGUCCUGGGCCAAAGAAUGAACACAGGGACCUCAGGCCAGGGCCAAGGGCAAACUGGCUGUCUGGAGCAGGGCUCUCGUGACCUUCAGCUUCGUUAAGUAGUGCUCUGGUCUCUUGCUCCAUCCAGGCCCUGUGCCAUGUGCUGUGGGUCAGGAGUGAGCAAGGCCUGGCUCCUUGCCCCCAAGCUCUCCCAACUGCAUGGUGACACCUGCACACAGGCCCUGGGGCUGCCAUAGUCUCCCAGGUGUGUGGAAAGCCAUCUAGCUGGGGUGGGCAAGCUAGGCUGCCAGCCUCCUGCAUUGAUGCCAGGAGGUGAGUGGAACUCCUUCGUAGGCCCAGAUUUGUGGGUAGUGCCAGGCAGCCAGGGUUGAUUGCUGUGCUCAGGGAACAGCAAAUAGCUUGGUGUGGGGGCCUAUGGAUGGAGAGGAAGGCCAAACUCGGGCAAGCAAUCACCUGGCCUGCAGGGGGCGCCCAAGAACUCAUGGAAUGUAUCUUCGGGGGGGGAAAAAACCAUGCAUGGAUCUCAAAAAAUUUCUGAACCAAAAUAAACAUCUUUUAAUUCCA